UGAUAUAUACAGCCCCUGACCAGGUCGAGCUCCACAGCUCUCCCCUGUGCUCUGUCUUUCCUUGCUGCUCUCAGGUCCCCUGCAGGCUUGAGCCCCUUUCAUCUAGUAAACACAUUCGAGAAGCCAAGGCACAGCCAUGGUGGAUGCGGAGAUGGCCGCGUUUGGGGCCGCCGCCCCCUUCCUGCGCAAGUCAGAGAAGGAGCGGCUGGAAGCCCAGACCCGACCUUUUGACCUCAAGAAAGAUGUUUAUGUGCCCGAUGACAAAGAGGAGUUCGUCAAGGCCAAAAUUUUGUCUCGAGAGGGUGGCAAAGUCACCGCUGAGACCGAGCAUGGCAAGACGGUGACCGUGAAGGAGGACCAGGUGAUGCAACAGAACCCGCCCAAGUUCGACAAGAUCGAGGACAUGGCCAUGCUGACCUUCCUGCAUGAGCCCGCCGUGCUCUACAACCUCAAGGAGCGCUACGCCUCUUGGAUGAUCUAUACCUACUCGGGCCUCUUCUGCGUCACCGUCAAUCCCUACAAGUGGCUGCCGGUGUACAACGCAGAGGUGGUGGCCGCCUACCGGGGCAAGAAG
Molecule: messenger RNA, 574 nt
Organism: Leptonychotes weddellii (Weddell seal)
Lineage: Eukaryota; Metazoa; Chordata; Mammalia; Carnivora; Phocidae
Source: RefSeq, a predicted model, not a curated record